GGCCGGCGCUGAGCUCAUCAGCUUUUGUGCCAGUGCUCCGGGAGCAAGAAGGUGCCUUACAGCAAGAACCUGGUGCUGAGAUAUUUCAGUACCCCUUGGACUCCGUUUCUGUCCUAACAUGGAGGUGGUUCAAUCAGCCUCUAAAGAAUUCACUAGCGCUGAGAAAUCCUUCAAGAAAAUACCCAGCGUCCUUCUGGACAGCCUAGUGGAGGAACCUAAGAAAAGACAUGCUGUCCCCAAUCACCUGCUGGAAUCAAAGAUUUAUUCAAAACUUCAGAGGAAUGAAGUCAUACAGGCUGAGCCUGCUGUGUUACACUACGGAGGGUAUGAAAUUGGAAAACAUCACCAACAGACGCUAAAGCUGAUAAAUAUUUCUGGUGAUGUAAUAAACCUUCACAUUAUACCACCGCAGACAAAAUAUUUUCAGAUCAAAUACAACAAAACACACCGGCUUGUCCCUGGCUUGUCAUUUGUGGUUACUGUUGAUUUUUGUCCUGAUGAGUGGCGGUACUACUAUGACUGCAUCCGAAUUCACUGCCAGGGAGAAGAUACAUUACUCGUUCCUGUGCACGCCUACCCUGCUGUAAAUGUUGUAGAAUUCCCAUCAUUUAUAAAUCUGUCUGAUGUAUCAGUUGGUCAGAGUAAGGAAUAUGUUAUACCUUUGCAGUGCAGCUGUCCAAUAGAUUUUGAAUUCCACAUUGAUUUCAUUCAGCGUGACAAAGCCUUCACCGUCCAGCCAACAUUUGGAAUCAUUCCAGGCAAUGGGAAAGUGGAAGUAACUGUGAAAUAUUCUCCACUUCAGUAUGGAACAGCACACAUGAAAAUGCAGUUGUGGAUUUCACAGUUUCUCUCAAAACCCUAUGUAUGUGUGUUCACAGGAACAUCAACACCCCAUCUGGGUCUAAUAAAAGAAGAACUGGAAAAACAAAGAAGUCCUUCAAAGAAAAAAGCUGUGCCUGCAGGGAGAUCACUGGUGUGGAGAAGAGACCAGUCCAGCCAAACACGAUCCAGGCCUAUUGAAAAAGUAAAGGAAAUUGAGUACCAAAACCUCAGGUUCCCCACAGACUUGUCAAAUCCAUAUGCUGUGGCAACUGUUUUGAAUCAGGAACCAGGCAAACUGAAGAUUAAGGACUUGAAAGAAGUCCUUCGCCAAGGCAAUGAAGGGACAAAAACAAGACAGAUGAAGGAAGCUGUAUUUGAACUGAAAGUUAAACAAGCUGUGCAGGAAGAGGAAGCAAAUCAUCUGAAGUGGCAAGUUCAUAAAGGCAAAGAUCCAAUGUCCAUGAAAUUUAAAAAAGAGAUUAUUGAAAAUCGACAGAGGGAAGAUGAACAGUACAAGAUCCAAAGAGGAGAUCCUAUCAUAGAAAAGGAGUUUCAAAGGAACAAAGUAGAAGUUUCUUUCAGACGUGUUAUCCGGCCUGUUGAGCAGCGUCCAAGUGUCCAUCCCACAUUUGACUUGCUCCGUAAUGACCUUUGGGACAAGAGAAACAGGAUGUUGAGGAAAUUCCAACAAGCAGCUUACAAGAUUCUGAUUCAGAUUCGGCUAAAUCGUUUGCUGCUUUUGUUCCGUGGGCUAAACAGAGAAGCAAGAGGGUUGGAGGAAAGCUCUGCGUCUGAAAACAGGAGUUUCAGCAAACCAGAGAAAGCUGAAGAGUGUAAGGGCAUUUCUUCCAACAUAUCUGAAGAUCGUAUCUUACCUUUUGAAUUCCCCACUGACAGUUCCCUCCAGCUGCGCAGUGAUUUGGCACCUGAUGCUCUUGGCCUAGUUCCUGUCACAUCUGCAGACAUAAAAGUGAGACACAUUCUUCCCUAUUAUGACUUGAAGGUUCCUCAGCAUUUCAGCAUUAUGAGGUACCAGCCGUUUUGUACACACCAUGCAGCCACAAGUUACAAACCCCAAAAACUUUCCCGACCGCUGAAGCAGGGAGCCCAGGAUGAAUUGAUUCAGGUAGUUGCUUCUCCUGAGAGACAGCUUAACUUGACCUCCCAGAAGAUGGAUUUUCACACACAAUCUUCAGAAGAAGUAGCAGAAAGGGACAUCAGCCUAUUAAAAUUGGUUCCUCCCCAAGCUUUAGUCCACCACCCUGAGAGCAGCCCACUUCGUAUUUUUAACCCCACUCCAGGAUUAUUUCCAGUUUUACCUCCUUUGCCAUAUUCUGAAACAAAUAUUGAAUAUCAUCUUUGUCCUCAUCCAAAAUACACCUUUACCAAGGAAUGCCCCAAAGGAUCCAGCAUUCCAAUCACACAGAAGAAAUUUCUGCAUCACACGGAAGUGAUUCGUGGUGUAAUGAGCUGGAGAAGAUUCUUACCGGUGGUGUAUUCCACCUUUUCUAAUGCUCCCACAUUGACAAGUACAACAACAUCAAGGGAUCCUUACAGUUUGGAUAUGCUUCCGAGAGAUGUACCACCAAUGCUGGAUGACUUACCUGAGAGAGACAGGGAAAAUAUAAAUGACUAUGAGAUAGAUGAAACUGAGUUCAAAGUGAUGCUUACUCCAGACAUGAUACGAGCUGAAUUUCCACAAGUUGGACAGGUGCUCUCAGAAGAAGGCCAAGAGAAAUCAGUAAAAGAAGAAAGUGAUACAGGGCUGGAUGGUGCUUUUUCUGGAGACCCACACAACCAUCCAGAUGGACAUUUUCAGCCCCAGGACGAGAGGCUAAGGGAGAAGAUUCAAAAACAUGUGGAGAAAAUGAAGCUGAAAGCAAUUAAUAAAACUCUCAUUCUGGAAUAAGAGUAAUUUUAUGAAAUCCAUGUUUUUUUACUACUUAUCCUGUUAAUGCUUGAGGCCUCCUGUGUCACAACUAUGUGAACUUGCAUUCAGUGAGGUCAGCAACGUCAGUUGUGCAAAGAGAAAUGAAGCACCAGUAGUGCCAUCUCUGCCAAGGACUUUCACUGUGUAUGUUGCCCCAAAUAUAGUAAUUGCUGCGAUGGGAUUCCUCAGCAAUGUUCCUGCUAAUUUUUUACUGGUGUGAAGUAAAAUGUGAAUAGAUUGAUUAUUGGAAUACAGUCCACUCUUUUCAAAUAAAGAGCGAAAAGUCCUCAUGACCAAAUUGUUCAGAUUUUGGGUUUUAGUUAUGGCCUAUCUUUGAAUUUUUGCAGGUAAGUCACUAAGUCUCUGCCUUGACUGUAAAUCGUGCACUUGAGUUUGUUAGUGGAAGAGAAGACCUGAACACUGUGUUACUGUCCAGAAAGAUAAUGUCCAAGCAGAUUUCAUUACCUGUUCAGGGGUUAAUGCAAUGAACAGCUCUCUUGCCAAAAGGGGAUGUGGAUCAGGGUGACAAAGGAGAGCUUCAGAGCCCCGUAAGGGGCCUAUGAUGCACAAGGUGUAUUCCUUAGGAAAGGAGACUACUAAGCAUAUCACCUUUCAGCUAAGAUAUUACCUACUUUCCUGUGGGUAGGCUGGCUGUCAGACAAACUUGGUUCUAUCUGUGGGGAGCUGGUGACUCAUUUUGAAGAAUGGUCCAGGCUAUUUGUGCUGAAAAGCAUAAAUCUUCUGUGCUAAAAGGUAUGGAAAAUACAGCAAUACAUAUUGCGUCCCUAGGAAACGUACUCCUUUUGAGAUAUACUUAGAGCCCCCAUGAAAAUAAAUUUCUUUCACAAAGAAGAGAUCAGUGUAGACAUUGUAAAAAUCCCAGGGGACAGAAAAUGGGAAAACAGGGUGGAAAUGAAGCUGCAGAAUAGCUUGUAUUAUACUAGCCACUCAUUAUUUUUCCUCACUUCAGAGAAACAGCUGUUAAGUUUCUGCCAACUGCCUGGCCAGCAACAGGUUGUUCAGAAUGCAGGUUUGGCUAUCUGCAGAGUUUCUCUGACUACAUAUGACUGCUUAAAGACUUAAACAUUGCUUUUUUCCCCUGCAAGUCCUGAGGAAAACAGGUGAUCUUUCAAGAGGCCCACUAAGACUUGAGCAUGAUUCUUAAUGUGGCCAUAACAAAAUCAUUUAUUAAGAGUUUAAGUUAAAUCAAGGGUUUUAAGAUCCUUAGGAACUGUCAUGCAUCAGCUCAAUUUCGAUGUCUAAUAAAGAUGGAGUAAGCAUGCAGAAGCCGUGGUGAUCAGAGUAACCAGAGUUGAUCUGUUCUUAGAGCAGUAUCCUUUUUCCUUCCUUCUCCUCCAGUUUCACUGUCACCCCAAUGGAAGGUAGUCCAUUCAAAGAAGUCCAUUCAAAGAAGUCCAUUCCACUCAAAGAAGUGAGCCACAUUUCUAUGUAAGUGAUCCUCCUUUCUGUGUUUUGAGGCUUUUAUGGGCCAGGGUUCAGCGUGCAGAGAAGGUAAGAUACAGAAAGCUGUUAGGUUGUUCUAAAUUCUUCUCAAAAUCCAAAGGGACUGUUUCAGCAGCCAGUAAUGCGCAGAGCUCUGUCUAUGCCUAUUUCCCCCCAGGAUACCUCAUAACAGAAGGCUGACUCUUCCCCACUUGAAGUGAUAAUCUGUCAGAGGAAAUCCAGCUGUGCCGAAGAAGAUGAAAUUGGCUAAAUAAUUAGGUCUUUGAUUUUCAUAUAUGGGUCCAGUUAAGUAUUCUCCUGGCUGACUACGGGACACUCAGAAUGGGAUAUACCCUAUAAGAAUUAUAACCUGCAGUUCAUGGUUGUUCUCAGUUCUAUGCCUGUUCUGUGUUUUGUGUGAAAGACUGAGGGAUUACAGGAAAUAAGUUGAAAGAAAAAGGAUUCGUGUCAGGAAUGAAAUCAUGGAAGCCGUGCUUUUGGUCUAAUGUUAUCUAGUGCACUGAAGUAUUUUUGACAGUUGUUUUUAGCUGGAUUAUCAUUUAUAAUCUACUGAACCAGAGCAUAAAUUUUGGACUGAAUUUUUAUGCAUAACAUGAUACACACACACACACACACUCAUGUGUAUGUAUAAUUAUCUCUAAUAGAAAACUAAUACCUGUUAAUAAACACUCAGAUAUUUUAUAGUGUCUUUUCUGAGGAUCAGAUAGCAGGACUGCACAGCAACGGUGUGAAAUGUCUUCUCCUUUCAACAUCAUGGAAAAUACUUUAUUAAGGUAUCUUUUAAUGUACUUUCUGUGUACCCAUAUUAAAGAAGCAAAUUAUAGUCUUUUGAAGGAAGUGUCUCAUUCUGUUCUAGAUUAAUCCCAUGGAAGUACAGAUUAAGUACAGUACUUCACAUACAGAUUGCGAACUAAGAUCCGUUAAUGUUAUAUAUAGCCCUAUUCCUGUUCAUUCUAAUGUUGAUUUGUGGACUGCCUUAUUUCUGGGAAUCAAAGGGCUGCAUUUGUACUGACUUAAGUGGGGAAGUAAGAAUGUGUAAAUUGAUGUGCAGAACGUGACAAGUUUAUUUCCAUUCACUACACAUCAAACUACGGCUUC
Molecule: messenger RNA, 5314 nt
Organism: Struthio camelus australis
Lineage: Eukaryota; Metazoa; Chordata; Aves; Struthioniformes; Struthionidae
Gene: CFAP221
Product: cilia and flagella associated protein 221
Biological process (GO): cilium movement; motile cilium assembly
Cellular component (GO): 9+2 motile cilium
Source: RefSeq, a predicted model, not a curated record